Messenger RNA from Olea europaea var. sylvestris, 847 nucleotides. Its product is annotated as DNA-directed RNA polymerase subunit delta-like. The coding region runs from base 169 to 579 and encodes 136 amino acids. The record is from RefSeq and is a predicted model, not a curated record. NCBI's taxonomy places the organism in Eukaryota, Viridiplantae, Streptophyta, Magnoliopsida, Lamiales, Oleaceae. The transcript has 2 exons.
CACAGAAAAAUCCAUUGGUAGGGACAGUAAGAAAUCACCGGUAGCCCAACAGAUGAACACCAGCUGCCAAGUUUGAGUUAAUACAUUCACAAAACUGUGUGUACUGUGUGCUGAUGUGAAUCACACCGACAAAGCCACAAACUAAAACCAGUAAAGUGCAGCUAAUAUAUGAAUUUCAAGACCAGCCUCUUCUUCAUUGAUGAGAUGCUGAAGCCAGCAGGCAGCAGAAAUCAAAGAUCAAAAAGUUUAAAGGUAAAGCAUGCCCUUCAAAUAUGUCUACUACUUGCAAUAUGCAUAUGGCUACUUUACCAAGUGAAGCAAUCUUGCAACAAGUCAAAAUCUGUCUCAACACAAGUAUCUGAAAAUGAAGAAAACGAGCUUCCAAUGUUGAAACUGGGGAGAAAAGACAUCAAGCCUCAACUAUUUGAAGAAGUGGAUCUAGAGGACGAAGAAAGCAAAGCAAAAGAGACCGUUGAUGGAGAUGAAGAGAUUGAAGACGGUGAAAAGGACAAGAAUGAAGAUGAAGGAGAGCAUCAACAGUUGCAGGAUAUAAUCGACGAAGAUGACAAGGAUGAAUAAUACAGAAGACAAGUAAAGAUGGUACAAUAUAUAACUAGUAAUUAAUUUAGUAUGAGGAGCUGAUUUGAGAUGCAACAAAAGGAUAUUUUCAAGGUGGAGUUAAGAAAGAAUCUGCACUUUGAUUCAGAAAAUUACUGAUCAAGGAUAUAUUCGUUAAGUGGUUCUUCAUAAAUGCAAUAGCAGAAAUGAAUGUACUAUAAAUGAAUAAAAUCAUUGUUCCACAAAAUUUUCAGAAUUUCUUAUGAUGAAUUCAAAGUAUUUUAUUAAA